AUGGCCGCCGAGGUUGAAGCGCCCAAGCUCCCAUCCCUAGCUGAGCAUUAUUUAGUAGAGAACAAAGAACCAAAACCUGAGGCAGCUCCAAAAUCUGCUGAAGUGGUCGAACCAUCAUCAGAUGCCACUUCCAAGGAAAUUGUGGAGAAAAUCGAGGACACUUCAACUGCUGAUGUGAGUGAAAAAGUUGCUCCUCCUGCUGAAGAAGAAAGCAAGGAAUCGGGCCUCACUGGUGAAACUACUGAGGAUAAUGGAGACCAAGAAAGCAGUGACAACAGUGCUGAAUCCGGGAACUCAGAUGAACAAGAAGUUGAGGAGACUCCUGAGAUCAAGCUUGAGACAGCUCCUGCAGACUUCCGUUUCCCAACAACUAACCAAACAAGGCACUGUUUCACAAGAUAUAUUGAGUAUCAUCGGUGUGUUGCUGCAAAGGGUGAAGGUGCACCCGAGUGUGACAAGUUUGCUAAAUAUUAUCGCUCCCUUUGUCCUGGUGAAUGGAUUGAUAGGUGGAAUGAACAAAGGGAAAAUGGCACUUUUCCAGGUCCUCUGUAA
This is a messenger RNA of Striga hermonthica, 552 nucleotides long. The record is from the annotation of a GenBank genome assembly. NCBI's taxonomy places the organism in Eukaryota, Viridiplantae, Streptophyta, Magnoliopsida, Lamiales, Orobanchaceae.